Molecule: messenger RNA, 5200 nt
Organism: Caenorhabditis elegans
Lineage: Eukaryota; Metazoa; Nematoda; Chromadorea; Rhabditida; Rhabditidae
Gene: unc-53
Product: Adapter protein unc-53
Exons: 23
Coding region: 1-4965 (1654 amino acids)
Biological process (GO): neurogenesis
Source: RefSeq, marked reviewed
AUGACGACGUCAAAUGUAGAAUUGAUACCAAUCUACACGGAUUGGGCCAAUCGGCACCUUUCGAAGGGCAGCUUAUCAAAGUCGAUUAGGGAUAUUUCCAAUGAUUUUCGCGACUAUCGACUGGUUUCUCAGCUUAUUAAUGUGAUCGUUCCGAUCAACGAAUUCUCGCCUGCAUUCACGAAACGUUUGGCAAAAAUCACAUCGAACCUGGAUGGCCUCGAAACGUGUCUCGACUACCUGAAAAAUCUGGGUCUCGACUGCUCGAAACUCACCAAAACCGAUAUCGACAGCGGAAACUUGGGUGCAGUUCUCCAGCUGCUCUUCCUGCUCUCCACCUACAAGCAGAAGCUUCGGCAACUGAAAAAAGAUCAGAAGAAAUUGGAGCAACUACCCACAUCCAUUAUGCCACCCGCGGUUUCUAAAUUACCCUCGCCACGUGUCGCCACGUCAGCAACCGCUUCAGCAACUAACCCAAAUUCCAACUUUCCACAAAUGUCAACAUCCAGGCUUCAGACUCCACAGUCAAGAAUAUCGAAAAUUGAUUCAUCAAAGAUUGGUAUCAAGCCAAAGACGUCUGGACUUAAACCACCCUCAUCAUCAACCACUUCAUCAAAUAAUACAAAUUCAUUCCGUCCGUCGAGCCGUUCGAGUGGCAAUAAUAAUGUUGGCUCGACGAUAUCCACAUCUGCGAAGAGCUUAGAAUCAUCAUCAACGUACAGCUCUAUUUCGAAUCUAAACCGACCUACCUCCCAACUCCAAAAACCUUCUAGACCACAAACCCAGCUAGUUCGUGUUGCUACAACUACAAAAAUCGGAAGCUCAAAGCUAGCCGCUCCGAAAGCCGUGAGCACCCCAAAACUUGCUUCUGUGAAGACUAUUGGAGCAAAACAAGAGCCCGAUAACAGCGGUGGUGGUGGUGGUGGAAUGCUGAAAUUAAAGUUAUUCAGUAGCAAAAACCCAUCUUCCUCAUCGAAUAGCCCACAACCUACGAGAAAGGCGGCGGCGGUGCCUCAACAACAAACUUUGUCGAAAAUCGCUGCCCCAGUGAAAAGUGGCCUGAAGCCGCCGACCAGUAAGCUGGGAAGUGCCACGUCUAUGUCGAAGCUUUGUACGCCAAAAGUUUCCUACCGUAAAACGGACGCCCCAAUCAUAUCUCAACAAGACUCGAAACGAUGCUCAAAGAGCAGUGAAGAAGAGUCCGGAUACGCUGGAUUCAACAGCACGUCGCCAACGUCAUCAUCGACGGAAGGUUCCCUAAGCAUGCAUUCCACAUCUUCCAAGAGUUCAACGUCAGACGAAAAGUCUCCGUCAUCAGACGAUCUUACUCUUAACGCCUCCAUCGUGACAGCUAUCAGACAGCCGAUAGCCGCAACACCGGUUUCUCCAAAUAUUAUCAACAAGCCUGUUGAGGAAAAACCAACACUGGCAGUGAAAGGAGUGAAAAGCACAGCGAAAAAAGAUCCACCUCCAGCUGUUCCGCCACGUGACACCCAGCCAACAAUCGGAGUUGUUAGUCCAAUUAUGGCACAUAAGAAGUUGACAAAUGACCCCGUGAUAUCUGAAAAACCAGAACCUGAAAAGCUCCAAUCAAUGAGCAUCGACACGACGGACGUUCCACCGCUUCCACCUCUAAAAUCAGUUGUUCCACUUAAAAUGACUUCAAUCCGACAACCACCAACGUACGAUGUUCUUCUAAAACAAGGAAAAAUCACAUCGCCUGUCAAGUCGUUUGGAUAUGAGCAGUCGUCCGCGUCUGAAGACUCCAUUGUGGCUCAUGCGUCGGCUCAGGUGACUCCGCCGACAAAAACUUCUGGUAAUCAUUCGCUGGAGAGAAGGAUGGGAAAGAAUAAGACAUCAGAAUCCAGCGGCUACACCUCUGACGCCGGUGUUGCGAUGUGCGCCAAAAUGAGGGAGAAGCUGAAAGAAUACGAUGACAUGACUCGUCGAGCACAGAACGGCUAUCCUGACAACUUCGAAGACAGUUCCUCCUUGUCGUCUGGAAUAUCCGAUAACAACGAGCUCGACGACAUAUCCACGGACGAUUUGUCCGGAGUAGACAUGGCAACAGUCGCCUCCAAACAUAGCGACUAUUCCCACUUUGUUCGCCAUCCCACGUCUUCUUCCUCAAAGCCCCGAGUCCCCAGUCGGUCCUCCACAUCAGUCGAUUCUCGAUCUCGAGCAGAACAGGAGAAUGUGUACAAACUUCUGUCCCAGUGCCGAACGAGCCAACGUGGCGCCGCUGCCACCUCAACCUUCGGACAACAUUCGCUAAGAUCCCCGGGAUACUCAUCCUAUUCUCCACACUUAUCAGUGUCAGCUGAUAAGGACACAAUGUCUAUGCACUCACAGACUAGUCGACGACCUUCUUCACAAAAACCAAGCUAUUCAGGCCAAUUUCAUUCACUUGAUCGUAAAUGCCACCUUCAAGAGUUCACAUCCACCGAGCACAGAAUGGCGGCUCUCUUGAGCCCGAGACGGGUGCCGAACUCGAUGUCGAAAUAUGAUUCUUCAGCAGCCGCCCUCAACGCUUCGGGUAUGUCUCGUUCAAUGAUCCUUCUCGAAUCCCUUUCACCACGACCACCUCGACGUCACCAAUCACCGGCUGACUCGUGCAUUAUCACAGCUUCUCCAUCAGCCCCACGAAGAUCACAUUCGCCACGUGGCCCCACCGCCCGUAUCCCACUUUCUCUCGCUUCUUCGCCUGUCCACGUCAAUAACAAUUGGGGAUCCUACUCGGCGCGUUCCCGAGGUGGAAGCUCUACUGGUAUCUAUGGAGAGACGUUCCAACUGCACAGACUAUCCGAUGAAAAAUCCCCCGCACAUUCUGCCAAAAGUGAGAUGGGAUCCCAACUAUCACUGGCUAGCACGACAGCAUAUGGAUCUCUCAAUGAGAAGUACGAACAUGCUAUUCGGGACAUGGCACGUGACUUGGAGUGUUACAAGAACACUGUCGACUCACUAACCAAGAAACAGGAGAACUAUGGAGCAUUGUUUGAUCUUUUUGAGCAAAAGCUUAGAAAACUCACUCAACACAUUGAUCGAUCCAACUUGAAGCCUGAAGAGGCAAUACGAUUCAGGCAGGACAUUGCUCAUUUGAGGGAUAUUAGCAAUCAUCUUGCAUCCAACUCAGCUCAUGCUAACGAAGGCGCUGGUGAGCUUCUUCGUCAACCAUCUCUGGAAUCAGUUGCAUCCCAUCGAUCAUCGAUGUCAUCGUCGUCGAAAAGCAGCAAGCAGGAGAAGAUCAGCUUGAGCUCGUUUGGCAAGAACAAGAAGAGCUGGAUCCGCUCCUCACUCUCCAAGUUCACCAAGAAGAAGAACAAGAACUACGACGAAGCACAUAUGCCAUCAAUUUCCGGAUCUCAAGGAACUCUUGACAACAUUGAUGUGAUUGAGUUGAAGCAAGAGCUCAAAGAACGCGAUAGUGCACUUUACGAAGUCCGCCUUGACAAUCUGGAUCGUGCCCGCGAAGUUGAUGUUCUGAGGGAGACAGUGAACAAGUUGAAAACCGAGAACAAGCAAUUAAAGAAAGAAGUGGACAAACUCACCAACGGUCCAGCCACUCGUGCUUCUUCCCGCGCCUCAAUUCCAGUUAUCUACGACGAUGAGCAUGUCUAUGAUGCAGCGUGUAGCAGUACAUCAGCUAGUCAAUCUUCGAAACGAUCCUCUGGCUGCAACUCAAUCAAGGUUACUGUAAACGUGGACAUCGCUGGAGAAAUCAGUUCGAUCGUUAACCCGGACAAAGAGAUAAUCGUAGGAUAUCUUGCCAUGCCAACCAGUCAGUCAUGCUGGAAAGACAUUGAUGUUUCUAUUCUAGGACUAUUUGAAGUCUACCUAUCCAGAAUUGAUGUGGAGCAUCAACUUGGAAUCGAUGCUCGUGAUUCUAUCCUUGGCUAUCAAAUUGGUGAACUUCGACGCGUCAUUGGAGACUCCACAACCAUGAUAACCAGCCAUCCAACUGACAUUCUUACUUCCUCAACUACAAUCCGAAUGUUCAUGCACGGUGCCGCACAGAGUCGCGUAGACAGUCUGGUCCUUGAUAUGCUUCUUCCAAAGCAAAUGAUUCUCCAACUCGUCAAGUCAAUUUUGACAGAGAGACGUCUGGUGUUAGCUGGAGCAACUGGAAUUGGAAAGAGCAAACUGGCGAAGACCCUGGCUGCUUAUGUAUCUAUUCGAACAAAUCAAUCCGAAGAUAGUAUUGUUAAUAUCAGCAUUCCUGAAAACAAUAAAGAAGAAUUGCUUCAAGUGGAACGACGCCUGGAAAAGAUCUUGAGAAGCAAAGAAUCAUGCAUCGUAAUUCUAGAUAAUAUCCCAAAGAAUCGAAUUGCAUUUGUUGUAUCCGUUUUUGCAAAUGUCCCACUUCAAAACAACGAAGGUCCAUUUGUAGUAUGCACAGUCAACCGAUAUCAAAUCCCUGAGCUUCAAAUUCACCACAAUUUCAAAAUGUCAGUAAUGUCGAAUCGUCUCGAAGGAUUCAUCCUACGUUACCUCCGACGACGGGCGGUAGAGGAUGAGUAUCGUCUAACUGUACAGAUGCCAUCAGAGCUCUUCAAAAUCAUUGACUUCUUCCCAAUAGCUCUUCAGGCCGUCAAUAAUUUUAUUGAGAAAACGAAUUCUGUUGAUGUGACAGUUGGUCCAAGAGCAUGCUUGAACUGUCCUCUAACUGUCGAUGGAUCCCGUGAAUGGUUCAUUCGAUUGUGGAAUGAGAACUUCAUUCCAUAUUUGGAACGUGUUGCUAGAGAUGGCAAAAAAACCUUCGGUCGCUGCACUUCCUUCGAGGAUCCCACCGACAUCGUCUCUGAAAAAUGGCCGUGGUUCGAUGGUGAAAACCCGGAGAAUGUGCUCAAACGUCUUCAACUCCAAGACCUCGUCCCGUCACCUGCCAACUCAUCCCGACAACACUUCAAUCCCCUCGAGUCGUUGAUCCAAUUGCAUGCUACCAAGCAUCAGACCAUCGACAACAUUUGAACAGAAGACUCUAAUCUUCUCUCGCCUCUCCCCCGCUUUCCUUAUCUUCGUACCGGUACCUGAUGAUUCCCCAUUUUCCCCCUUUUCCCCCCAAUUUCCCAGAACCUCCUGUUCCCUUUGUUCCUAGUCCUCCCGGGUGCCGACGCCGAAGCGAUUUAAAAACCUUUUUCUUUCCGAAACAUUUCCCAUUGCUCAUUAAUAGUCAAAUUGAAUAAACAGUGUAUGUACUUAUAAA